AAUAAUGUGUUGUAAAUUGAAUAUAAGCCUACUAUGAAGUUAAGCUGUUAUAUUGAAAGGUAUUACUAGGGUAUCUGUAAACAAACUAGCUGAAUCAAGAACCUUUUUUGUAAGUUACGGUAGUAACUUACACGUAAUAUGUUAAUUUAUUUGCAAGGAUUAGGACAUAAUUUGAAAGCAAAAAUAAUCUUUUGCUCUCGGCAAUACUGUAAAGUUCCAAAGCACCCACACUACCCAUGUUUUAGCAAGAGAGUUACAAAAGAACCUGUCGAAAUUGAACUAUCAUCAAUUCGUUACUUAGAAAGACUGUCACUAGUUAAUUUUGGAAAUAAAGAAGGAAUUCGAAUACUAGCAUCUUCAAUCAAUUUUGCAGAAAACCUCCUGCAGAAAGAUACAACAGGAAUACAACCCUUGUCUACAGUCUUAGAAAACAGGACUAUUUCGCUUCGGGAGGACAUUAUAACUGAGGGAAACAACAGGCAUGGUGUGAUGAGCAAUGCUAAAGUGUCAGAAGAAGAAUAUUUUGUAGCACCACCAGGCAACAUUCCUCUAGAACCUCAUGAAUCACUUCAAAAAAAUUUAAAACAAUAAAUUAGUGACAUUUUCAUCAUCUGUCACCCCUGGCAAGGAAAGAUGAUCCCUAACAUCUCUCUGGCAUCUGAAGCCCUAGCCCACCAGUCACGGACUGGUGAGUCUCCAAGGACUACUCUGCAAGGGACUUAUCAGGCAAUCGUCUUCAGGGAACUUCCCGAGCUUUCCUGAGUUGGGUAUCCAUAUGCCAAUUCAGCUCAUCCGUCUCAAUGUUGGGACCUCAGUCGUCUUUGCCAGGCCACUUUUCAGGGUUACAUCAAAAAUCAAACUGUUGGGGACAUUAGAAGUGCCGAAUUUCAAGCCACAUUGAAGAUGCGUCCCACCAUCUUCGGCAUUUGACUGUUCCAUGCCUAGGACU
This is a messenger RNA of Macrosteles quadrilineatus (aster leafhopper), 949 nucleotides long. RefSeq names its product glutamyl-tRNA(Gln) amidotransferase subunit C, mitochondrial (gene GatC). Gene Ontology annotation, cellular component: glutamyl-tRNA(Gln) amidotransferase complex; mitochondrion. Lineage: Eukaryota; Metazoa; Arthropoda; Insecta; Hemiptera; Cicadellidae. The record is from RefSeq and is a predicted model, not a curated record. The coding region runs from base 139 to 591 and encodes 150 amino acids. Gene Ontology annotation, biological process: mitochondrial translation; glutaminyl-tRNAGln biosynthesis via transamidation; regulation of translational fidelity. Gene Ontology annotation, molecular function: glutaminyl-tRNA synthase (glutamine-hydrolyzing) activity. The transcript is spliced from 3 exons.